Messenger RNA from Bombina bombina (fire-bellied toad), 1769 nucleotides. It is a transcript of the gene SLC35B2, whose product is annotated as solute carrier family 35 member B2. The transcript has 4 exons. Gene Ontology annotation, biological process: transmembrane transport. Gene Ontology annotation, cellular component: endoplasmic reticulum membrane; Golgi membrane. Lineage: Eukaryota; Metazoa; Chordata; Amphibia; Anura; Bombinatoridae. The record is from RefSeq and is a predicted model, not a curated record. The coding region runs from base 94 to 1407 and encodes 437 amino acids. Gene Ontology annotation, molecular function: 3'-phosphoadenosine 5'-phosphosulfate transmembrane transporter activity.
CACAGGUGUCGCUGUUAGUCCCUGCCUGAGUGCCUCUGGCUGUGUGUUUGGUUGGUACAAGCGGCACAAGCUGGAGCUCCCCGCAGAAAGAGGAUGGGGAGCGGGGCCGGGAUAGUGAGCUGUAGCUCUCUCCUUCUCCUCUGCCUUCUGGGGGUCUGUGCCGAGGAACCACAAACUGCUUCCCUUGCUCAGAACUCUUGGGGAGACUUCUGGCUGGUACGCUUCCUGGUGAAUGUCAGCGGUUACGGCACCAUAUUAGUACCAGGAUACUUGUUAAUACAAUAUUUCAAACGCAGAAACUACCUGGAGACAGGGCGAGGCCUUUGUUUCCCUCUGGUAAAGUCCUGUGUUUUCGGUCAUGAGGCAAAGUCUUUGGCACCUGAGGACCCAUCACCCACUCCGCGGAUUGAGGGUGACCCAUCCACUGCCCAGCAAGCUUUUAAACUUCUGUUCUGUGCGGCUGGCCUUCAGGUUUCUUAUCUGACCUGGGGAGUGCUACAGGAGCGUGUGAUGACCCGGACAUACUCCUCUGUUGACGGUGGCUCAAGAGAACGAUUCAGAGAUUCUCAGUUUUUGGUCUUCAUGAACCGCAUCUUGGCCCUAACCGUGGCUGGAAUCUAUUGUUCACUUGCUAAGCAGCCUCGCCAUGGUGCCCCUAUGUACAAAUACUCUUUUGCCUCACUCUCAAACAUCCUCAGUAGCUGGUGCCAGUACGAGGCUCUUAAGUUUAUCAGUUUCCCCACACAGGUUUUAGCCAAAGCCUCCAAAGUCAUACCGGUUAUGCUGAUGGGCAAACUGAUCUCCCACAAAACCUAUGAGUACUGGGAGUACCUAACCGCAAUACUCAUCUCUGUUGGAGUCAGUAUGUUCCUCUUAUCCAAUGGAGGAAGCGAUCGCCCUUCUGGAGUCACAACCUUCUCUGGUGUGGUUCUUUUAUCUGGCUACAUAAUCUUUGACAGUUUUACAUCCAACUGGCAGGAUUCCCUUUUCAAAUACAAGAUGUCUUCUGUACAGAUGAUGUUUGGUGUUAACUUGUUCUCUUGUCUCUUCACUGUUGGUUCUCUGCUGGAGCAGGGUGCCCUGCUAGAGGCUGUUCGCUUUAUGAUGAGACACCCAGACUUUGCUUUCCAUGCAGGACUACUCUCCAUAUGUUCUGCUUUUGGACAGCUCUUUAUCUUUUAUACCAUUAACAAGUUUGGUGCUGCAGUGUUUACCAUAAUCAUGACUCUGCGCCAGGCCCUUGCCAUCCUUUUGUCCUGUUUGCUCUACGGACACCCGGUCUCGGCAGUAGGAGGUGUGGGCAUUGCAGUUGUCUUCCUCGCUUUGUUUCUCCGAGUUUACGCCCGGGGGAGAAUGAAAAGGAAGGGUAGGAAAGCUGCAGAUGCCCCUGCAGUACAGAAGGUCUAAGAUUCUGCAGGAGAGAAGACGCUGUGUUACCGUGGCAUAGAGUGUGCUCCUCGUUCCUCACUUGGAUAAUCUAUUUAGACUGGACCUAUGUUUGCUAGAGUCACUGAGAAAACAAAAGCACUGAACUCUACGUCAGAUAAUGUUUUUAUCAAUCUAGUUAAGUUUAUCUUUUGGUGUUUGGCAGUAGUGGGAUCUGUGACCUCUGACACAGGCUCCUCUGCAAACAUUUAGCAAACUUGUUUAGUGCAACAUGAAAAGAGAACUUGUGGCAAUUUGACUAUUGAAAUUGUAUUUCUAAGUCUAUUUUUUUUUUAUUCUUAAUCAGGGUGUACUGCAGUAUUAAAUGGUACAUUUCAUCUGUG